AUGACGGUGUAUGUGACGGUGUACUUGACGGUGUAUGUGACGGUGUACUUGACGGUGUAUGUGACGUUGUAUGUGACGGUGUACGUGACAGUGUAUGUGACGGUGUACUUGACGGUGUAUGUGACGGUGUACGUGACGGUGUACGUGACGGUGUACGUGACGGUGUACGUGACGGUGUACUUGACGGUGUAUGUGACGGUGUACGUGACGGUGUAUGUGACGGUGUAUGUGACGUUGACGGUGUACUUGACGGUGUACAUGAAGGUGUACGUGACGGUGUACGUGACGGUGUACAUGACGGUGUACGUGACGUGUACGUGA
Molecule: messenger RNA, 321 nt
Organism: Knipowitschia caucasica
Lineage: Eukaryota; Metazoa; Chordata; Actinopteri; Gobiiformes; Gobiidae
Source: the annotation of a GenBank genome assembly